Messenger RNA from Camellia sinensis, 2198 nucleotides. The record is from RefSeq and is a predicted model, not a curated record. Lineage: Eukaryota; Viridiplantae; Streptophyta; Magnoliopsida; Ericales; Theaceae.
UGUGACAUUUUCACAGUAACUGUAAUCUGCUCUCGCUCUCUCUCUCUCGAUCAUUAUUUCGCCCGAAAAUUACCUCAUUCUCGCAACAAAUCUAGGGUUCAUUCCCUUCGAAUUUCAGAUAUCCACCUUCGUUUCUAGCAGAUCUGGUUUUUCAACCAGCAAUUCACAUUCCAUUACAUACACAUAUAUACGUACUCAUCGAUAUAGUGAUUUUUUUCUCUGUAAAUCUCAAAAAUGGUGAUCCACGGACCUCUAACCCCUGGUCAAGUGUCGUUUUUGCUUGGAAUCAUCCCAAUAUUUCUGGCUUGGAUAUAUUCGGAAAUUUUGGAGUACAAGAAAAAUUCAGUCUUGUUCAAAUCGCAUUCUGAUGUCAGCUUGGUUGAGUUGGCAAAUGAAACAGUUAAAGAAGAUGACAGAGCUGUUUUAUUGGAGGGGGGAGGUCUCCAGUUAGCUUCUCCUAAAGCUCGGAGUUCACCUGUCACAUCUCACGUUGUCAGAUUUCUUCUGAUGGAUGAGACUUUCUUGCUAGAAAAUCGAUUGACACUCAGAGCCAUAUCUGAAUUUGGUGUCCUUUUGAUCUAUUUCUACUUAUGUGACCGUACAAAUCUCUUUGGUGAAUCAAAAAAGAGUUACAAUCGGGAUCUUUUCUUAUUUCUCUACUUCCUUCUCAUCAUAGUUUCAGCAAUUACUUCUUUCAAGAUUCAUCAUGAUAAGUCACCAAUCUCAGGAAAAUCCAUACUGUAUCUAAACAGGCAUCAAACUGAAGAGUGGAAAGGUUGGAUGCAGGUACUAUUUUUAAUGUAUCAUUACUUUGCCGCAACAGAAAUUUAUAAUGCAAUACGGCUUUUUAUCGCUGCAUAUGUGUGGAUGACUGGAUUUGGGAAUUUCUCAUACUAUUAUGUCCGCAAAGAUUUUAGCUUUGCAAGGUUUGCCCAGAUGAUGUGGCGACUUAACUUUUUAGUGUUCUUUUGCUGCGUUGUCCUUAACAACAGUUACAUGUUGUACUACAUAUGUCCCAUGCACACUCUUUUCACUCUGAUGGUUUAUGGGGCGCUUGGUAUUUUUAACAAAUAUAAUGAUAUUGGGAAAGUCAUUGCUGCAAAAAUCAUUAGUUGCUUUUUAGUUGUUAUUCUGAUGUGGGAAGUACCUGGAGUGUUCGAUCUGGUUUGGAGCCCAUUUACUUUCCUUCUUGGAUACACUGACCCAGCUCCUUCAAAAUCAAAUCUUCCUCUCUUGCAUGAGUGGCAUUUCCGCUCAGGCCUUGAUCGCUACAUAUGGAUAAUAGGAAUGAUAUAUGCUUAUUAUCAUCCAACAGUUGAGAGGUGGAUGGAGAAACUGGAGGAAACAGAAGUCAAACGUAGGAUUUCGAUAAAAGUGGCCGUUGCGAUUGUUUCCUUAACGGUGGGAUAUAUAUGGCUUGAGUAUGUAUACAAGCUUCCUAAGGUGACGUACAAUAAAUAUCAUCCUUAUACCUCAUGGAUUCCUAUCACUGUGUACAUAUGCUUGCGAAACUUGACCCAGAACUUCCGAAGCUACAGUUUAACCCUUUUUGCAUGGCUGGGAAAGAUCACACUGGAGACCUACAUAUCUCAAAUCCACAUAUGGUUAAGAUCAGGUGUGCCAGAUGGGCAGCCUAAAUUUCUACUCUCUCUGAUACCAAACUACCCCAUGUUGAACUUCAUGCUCACCACUUCCAUCUAUGUUGCAGUUUCGUACAGGCUCUUUGAACUGACCAAUAGGUUGAAAACGGCAUUUGUGCCAAGUAAAGAUGACAAGCGCCUGACGUACAACAUCAUUGCAGCUGUGAUUAUCUCAAGCCUUUUGUACACACUGUCUUUUAUAUUCCUAAGAAUCCCUCAGAUGCUGGUGUGAUACUCCAGAAUUUACGGACUAGAAUGAACAAGUUUCCGCUAAUCAGCAUUGAGCAUAUUUGCUCCACUGCAAGUCUUCACUUUCCAUCACAGUAACAAAAUUUGCAGAGAUGAUGGAUUGUGUUUUAUAGUAUUUGUUUGAGGAACUACUGCUGUAUAGCAAAAAAGGUGGUUGAUGAAUUCAUUCCCUAAUUGUGGGAUUGUAUUUACAUGUAUGCAUUCUCGUUAGCAGAUUUUCACCAACAUUGUGAUUACAAAUUAUUGUUUUCUCGUGAAUUUCCUCCAUUAAAGUGAUUACUGGUGCAAUUUUAUUACCUGUCAUCAAAA